AUGUUUCAAGGGUCCAUCCAAGACUCCGAGGACGGCUACAUGGCACUGGACGACAUCGCCGUCUACGUGAACGAGACUUGCAGCAAUCUCCCACGCGACAACGCUGCAAGAAAUAGGGUGCUGGGGCUGCUGAGCUGUUCCCUGAAACCCGACGGCCAGUGCACGUGGGAAAACUGGACUUCGGCCGAAGGUGCUCGCUGGCGUUUUGGCAAGGAUGUUUCUCCCGAGACCCCUCUUCUGCCCCCCGGCCCUCCGGGGGGACCGAAAGGGGACUACUUCUACAUGGACUGCAGCUUUCUGGGCUCUGCCAACGACACUGUGGUCGCGCUGGAGCUUCGGUCCCCGACGCUGCCCGCCCUCUCCGAGCCUGUCUGCCUGUCCUUUCACUACUACAUGUUUGGAGCUGGUCCGCGUAGGCUCGUGCUCAAGCACCUGAGCGAAUCGAGCAAUUCCACGCUGUUCCAGCAGAUUGGCUGCACCACCGCUGACCGGUGGUACCGUGUGACACGGACCUUAAACCUCAAGAGCGCUCGUAACAAGUUUAUGUUUCGAGUGGACAGCACCAUGUGCGUCUCUGGCCACAUUGCGCUGACCGAGUUCGUUGCUGUCGCUGGAACUUGUGACGACACUGGCGACGGUAAAGGUGUGUGCGGGUUUGAGGACAGCCUGUGUGAUUGGAAGUUAGACGGUUCCUGGGAGCGCCAACGGCUCGAUCCCGAUAGCCGCAUGAGCAGGGCGCUUAAGCGCUCUGGGCCCGUCACUUCUGCUUGGGCGAUGGUCUUGCCGCAGAAAGAGGGUUCCUCGGUCAGCGGUAACCUGACCAGUCCAAGCUUUGUGGACAAGCAACGUCCCCGCUGCCUGGAGCUGUGGCACUACGGGGACGAAACAAAAGAUUCGACCCUCUGGGCCGGAAUUUCGCUCAAGACUGGGCCGGCAGAGAUCCUCUGGACGCGACCGGGGUCGGUUCCUGCCGCCUCGUGGGCUCUCGCCAGAGUUGAGGUCCCAGAGCAGAAGGGUGACUUCCAGGUGUUCAUCUCCGGCAGCAUAAAUGCCACAUCCAACUCCACGGCAGUCGUGGCAGUAGACAACGUCCGUUUGACCCUGGAGCCUUGUCUGCACGUCGCCAGCUGCGACUUCGAGGAAGACCUGUGCGGCUACGAGAACGACUUCAUGCCUCCCUUCAAGUGGCUCGUUGGAUCGGGACGAAUGGCCGGCUCUGCGUCGCCCAAGAUUCCGGGGCUUGUGCCUCUUGGCGGAGGUUCUGCGGUACCCCGCUGGUUCGCUUACGUGGACACAUCAAAGCCAAUCAAAGGCCCCAACCUCACCGCAACCCUUCGUAGCGCCAUCUUCCGAGCAGACGACAACUCCACAGUGCUGCUGCGCUUCCUCCGAACUGGCAAAGCCAUCCAGUCCAUGGAAGUCCGUCUGAACGCGUGGCAUCCAAACGGCUCCAAGACGGUGAAAUCCUGGACUCUGGGGGAAGGCGAGGACUGGCAGUCCUUCGAGCAGGAGCUUCAACCUAGCGACGAGACUCAGCUGGAGGUCAGCGUCACGCGUUCCGGUCAGACCGGCGGCAUUGCGGCCCUGGCCAGUAUCGCCAUCGGCCACAUCAGGACGAGAGGUCUCAGCUGCAACUUUGAAGCUGGCAACCUUUGCUCCUGGAAACCCGACGAAACAACAUCCGGUCAACCUAGUUGGGUGCUUAACGAGCCUGCUGAAAGAAUUCCAGCCUCCUUGCACUACGACCACACCACUGGAGGCUAUGCCGGACGUUUCAUUUACGCUGAAAGCAAGGGUGGCACCAAAGUCGUAGCCAAGCUGAAAAGCGCUGUGUUGCCAAAAAGCUUGCUGGUUAAUGGUUGUUUGAACUUCUGGUACUUCAAGCUCACUACUAACAGCAGCAGCAGCAGCAGUUUUCCUGCUUAG
This is a messenger RNA of Ixodes scapularis (black-legged tick), 1926 nucleotides long. Its product is annotated as MAM and LDL-receptor class A domain-containing protein 1. Bases 1 to 1926 code for a protein of 641 amino acids. Lineage: Eukaryota; Metazoa; Arthropoda; Arachnida; Ixodida; Ixodidae. The transcript has 12 exons. The record is from RefSeq and is a predicted model, not a curated record. Gene Ontology annotation, cellular component: membrane.